CGGCCCGUCUUGUCAAGCUGCCGUGGCGCGGAGAACUCUGCAAAACAAGAGGCUGAGGGUUGCGUCCUCGACAAACCAUUUCACGCCGGAGCGGCGGGAGGGAAGCGUGUUUGGGGCAUCCGGCCGCUCCGCGGGGCUCUGAGGAAAAGCCGCCACCAGGCCGCCGCCAUGGCAAAGGGGGACCCCAACAAGCCGCGGGGCAAGAUGUCCUCGUACGCGUUCUUCGUGCAGACGUGCCGGGAGGAGCACAAGAAGAAGCACCCGGACUCCUCCGUCAACUUCGCCGAGUUCUCCAAGAAGUGCUCGGAGAGGUGGAAGACCAUGUCGGCCAAGGAGAAGGCCAAGUUCGAGGACAUGGCGCGGAGCGACAAGGCCCGCUACGACCGGGAGAUGAAGAGCUACGUGCCCCCCAAGGGCGACAAGAGAGGGCGGAAGAAGGACCCCAACGCGCCCAAGAGGCCCCCGUCCGCCUUCUUCCUGUUCUGCUCCGAGCACCGCCCGAAGAUCAAGAGCGAGCACCCGGGCCUGUCCAUCGGCGACACCGCGAAGAAGCUGGGCGAGCUGUGGUCCGAGCAGUCGGCCAAGGACAAGCAGCCGUACGAGCAGCGGGCGGCGAAGCUGAAGGAGAAGUACGAGAAGGAUAUCGCCGCAUACCGCGCUAAGGGCAAAAGUGAAGCUGGAAAGAAGGGCCCUGGCAGGCCAACGGGGUCAAAGAAGAAGAAUGAACCGGAGGAGGAGGACGAGGAGGACGAGGACGAGGACGAGGAGGAUGAAGAAUAAGUGGCCGUCCCGCGGCGACGGGUGGGGUGCGCGCGCUCAGGCAAUUGUUUGGCUAAGAAUGUGAAUUCAAGUGCAGCUCAAUAUUCGCUUCAGUAUAAAAACUGUACAGAUUUUUGUAUAGCUGAUAAGAUUCUUUGUAGAGAAAAUACUUUUCUAAAAAUGCAGGUUGUAGCUUUUUUGAGGGGCUACUACAUACAGUUAGAUUUUAAAGCUGAUGUUGAAUGUUUCUAAAUAUUUAAUGGUUUCCUUGGUUUCUUGACUUGUGUAUGGUAGCACAGCAAACAUGCAGGAAUUAGUAUCAAUAGAUGGGUUUGUUAGAAUGUUACAUUUUGUUUUUUAAAAAAGUUUUGUAAUAAAAUUAUAUUAUUUUUA
Manis pentadactyla (Chinese pangolin) is the source of this 1152-nucleotide messenger RNA. It is a transcript of the gene HMGB2, whose product is annotated as high mobility group box 2. The transcript is spliced from 5 exons. The record is from RefSeq and is a predicted model, not a curated record. Gene Ontology annotation, biological process: regulation of transcription by RNA polymerase II. Lineage: Eukaryota; Metazoa; Chordata; Mammalia; Pholidota; Manidae. Gene Ontology annotation, molecular function: DNA binding, bending. Gene Ontology annotation, cellular component: nucleus. Bases 169 to 780 code for a protein of 203 amino acids.